This is a messenger RNA of Aspergillus glaucus CBS 516.65, 1572 nucleotides long. RefSeq names its product cation diffusion facilitator family transporter. Gene Ontology annotation, biological process: intracellular zinc ion homeostasis; zinc ion transmembrane transport. The record is from RefSeq and is a predicted model, not a curated record. Gene Ontology annotation, cellular component: membrane. The transcript has 4 exons. Bases 1 to 1572 code for a protein of 523 amino acids. NCBI's taxonomy places the organism in Eukaryota, Fungi, Ascomycota, Eurotiomycetes, Eurotiales, Aspergillaceae. Gene Ontology annotation, molecular function: zinc ion transmembrane transporter activity.
AUGGCGCUCUCCAAAACCAACAAGAUCAUUAUCCUACUGGUUAUUGAUACUGCCUUCUUUCUGUUGGAACUCAUCGCAGGUUAUACGGUCCAUUCCCUUGCCCUUAUCGCCGAUUCCUUCCAUAUGUUGAAUGAUGUGCUAUCCUUACUCGUGGGAUUAUGGGCCGUCAAAGUCGCCAACCGCGAGCCAAACUCCAAGAUGUAUACCUAUGGCUGGCAACGCGCAGAAACACUGGGUGCAUUGGUCAAUGGCGUCUUCCUUGUCGCCUUGUGUGUCUCCAUAUUCCUUGAAGCAAUCCAACGAUUGGUGGAGCCGCAGGAAGUGAGCAAUCCGAAAUUUGUCUGCAUUGUCGGAUCCUUGGGUUUAGCAUCCAACCUUCUGGGUCUCGCUCUUUUCCACGAUCACUCCCACGGCCAUGGUCACAGCCAUGGUCCCGAAAAUGAAAGUAUGGAAGACGUGGAUGCUGCAGAGCAGGGUUUCGGCCAACAACAUGCCGAGGAGUACGAGAAUGCCGGGAAGGCAAAUGGCAAGCAGGCCAAGGCCACAGAUUCGACUUCACCCUAUACACAGCGCCGCCGGACCGUGGACAGCCAGGCUCGCGGUUCUCGUCGGUAUAGCGCCUCAGCGGGCCGUGGUUUUGAUGUAGAGGAUAUCUCCCAUCCCGUGACUUUGCGGCAAGAGAUCAUCGCUGCAAGCCAGACCAACCGGUAUGGAGUGGAAACAUCCGAGUCAGAUAGCGACGGGCGCGAAGGUGACGAGGCCCCACCAUCCGAACGUUCAGCACUUCUGAGCCGCAAGGAUCGGAAGUCCAACUACACGGAUGAGGAUAGUACGCCUACCAACGGACGCGAUGUGACCACGGAUGACCUUCACCGUCACCACAAGCACGCACAACCAAAGCCCAAGGACGAGAAGGGUGGUCACGGUCAUGACUUGAACAUGCGUGGUGUGUUCCUUCACGUCAUGGGUGAUGCUCUGGGAAACAUCGGUGUUAUCGCCUCUGCGCUUAUCAUCUGGUUGACCGAUUAUUCGUGGAAACACUACGUGGAUCCGGGUAUCUCUUUGUUUAUUACUAUCGUCAUCCUCUGCUCAGCCAUUCCUCUGUGCAAAGCGGCGUCGCGUAUUCUGCUGCAGGCGGUUCCUUCCGGUCUGAGCAUCGAUCACAUCAAGGAUGACAUUGAGCAACUUCCCGGGGUUAUUGGCUCGCACCACCUCCAUGUCUGGCAGCUGAGUGACACCAAGAUCGUGGCCUCGAUCCACAUUCAGGUUGACACGGAAAUCAAGGGCGAGGGCUCUGAGCGGUACAUGCAUCUGGCCCGCCAAGUGCGGAAGUGCUUGCACGCCUAUGGCAUUCACUCAUCCACCAUCCAGCCCGAGUUUGCCCCGGACAGCGAUACUGAGGACAACCAAGGCGGUCCAUCGUCUUCUCGGGCAAGCAAAAAUGACCACAACCUAGCAAGCAAGCAGCCCAGCCGUGCUGCCAGUGUCCGUGAGGACGCGCAAGCAUGUCUUCUCGAAUGCGAUGAGAAUUGCGCUCGCGGCGGGCAAUGCUGUCCUAAGAAGCCUACAUAA